AUGGAGACUACCAACGAAAUCCCCACAGGAGGAGAGAGACCGCGCGCGGAGGUCAUGACCCAUGUCACGAGCCCCAGAGAGAUGAUGUACAGGGUUGCAGAAAAGGAUGUAGUGGUUCCGGACGUGCAGAUGCGGGGGAACAUGCAUGGAUGCAUAAAAGAACCAGCCAAGGACACUGGGCUUUUAGUUGGGGAGCUUAUCGCGGGGAGGAGGAUUCUCAUUGGCAACGAUGGAGUCACACACUCUCUCCGGGUUGUGGCAGUUGUUGUCAUUGUCUCUUGUGGUGUGGAUUCAUUGUGGGAUUGUGGACUAGACGGUGACAGAGUUAAAAGUGUAAGUGCGGGGGGGAAUGAUGAUUGCUGCAUCAGUUCAGUUGAGUUCAGGAACUGGAACUAA
Molecule: messenger RNA, 396 nt
Organism: Aspergillus niger
Lineage: Eukaryota; Fungi; Ascomycota; Eurotiomycetes; Eurotiales; Aspergillaceae
Exons: 3
Coding region: 1-396 (131 amino acids)
Source: RefSeq, a predicted model, not a curated record